Molecule: messenger RNA, 387 nt
Organism: Cylicocyclus nassatus
Lineage: Eukaryota; Metazoa; Nematoda; Chromadorea; Rhabditida; Strongylidae
Source: the annotation of a GenBank genome assembly
GUUUGCCUUUCUACCUUGCUUCACUUCUCUUAAAUGUUGCAGGCAACUUUUCUGCUUUUUAUAUGGCUGUUUGAUGUACUUGGAAGCUGCGAUGAUGAGUUUGAUGAAUUCUUGAAAAAGCAAGUCACAAAAAUCGAGAAAGAAUUCAGAGAGCAAUUACUUGGCGAGAAGGAUUCAACAGCAACUACAACUUUCGAUCCCAUCCUUGUUACACAACUGUUAGAGGCAAUGAACAAAAAGAAAAAAGAAAAGAAGAAGGAUGCUGUACAAGAUAGCGUACUAGCUUUGAUAUUAAGAAAUGUUGCUUACCGACAAUUGCAGGGCAAGGGAAGCAAGCAAGCAAGCACCCCUCGAAAAACAAUCGGCGAACCAAUCAAAAGAUUCUGA